Puma concolor (puma) is the source of this 1410-nucleotide messenger RNA. It is a transcript of the gene KYNU, whose product is annotated as kynureninase. Gene Ontology annotation, cellular component: cytoplasm. Gene Ontology annotation, biological process: NAD+ biosynthetic process. Gene Ontology annotation, molecular function: kynureninase activity; pyridoxal phosphate binding. The record is from RefSeq and is a predicted model, not a curated record. NCBI's taxonomy places the organism in Eukaryota, Metazoa, Chordata, Mammalia, Carnivora, Felidae.
AUGGAGGCUUCACCUCUUGAGUUACCAGCUGACACACUUCAACGCAUCGCAUCUGAACUUAGAUGUCACCUGACAGAUGAGAGGGUUGCCCUCCACCUUGAUAAGGAAGAUAAGCUGAGGCACUUCAGAGAGUAUUUUCAUAUCCCCAAAAUGCAGGAUCUACCUGCAGUUGAUUUAUCUUUAGUGAAUAAGGAUGAAAAUGCCAUCUAUUUCUUGGGCAAUUCUCUUGGCCUGCAACCAAAAAUGGUUAAAGCAUAUCUGGAAGAAGAACUAGAUAAGUGGGCCAAAAUGGGAGCCUAUGGUCAUGAGAUAGGGAAACGUCCUUGGAUUACAGGAGAUGAGACUAUUUUAGGCCUUAUGAAUGACAUUGUAGGAGCCAAUGAGAAAGAAAUAGCCCUAAUGAAUGGUUUGACUGUUAAUUUACAUCUUCUACUGCUAUCAUUUUUUAAGCCUACACCAAAACGGUAUAAGAUUCUUUUGGAAGCCAAAGCCUUCCCUUCAGAUCAUUAUGCUGUUGAGUCACAGCUUCAACUACAUGGACUUAACAUUGAGAAGAGUAUGCGGAUUGUAAAGCCAAGAGAGGGGGAAGAAACAUUGAGAACAGAGGAUAUCCUUGAAGUAAUUGAGAAGGAAGGAGACUCAAUUGCAGUGAUCCUGUUCAGUGGGGUACAUUUUUACACUGGACAGCUCUUUAAUAUACCUGCCAUCACAAAAGCUGGACAAGCAAAGGGUUGUUUUGUUGGCUUUGAUCUAGCACAUGCAGUUGGAAAUGUCGAACUCCGCUUACAUGACUGGGGAGUUGAUUUUGCCUGCUGGUGCUCCUACAAGUAUUUAAACUCAGGAGCGGGAGGUCUUGCUGGUGCCUUUGUCCAUGAAAAACAUGCUCAUGCAAUUAAACCUGCGUUAGUGGGAUGGUUUGGCCAUGAACUCAGCACCAGAUUUAAGAUGGAUAACAAACUGCAAUUAAUCCCUGGGGUUAGUGGAUUUCGAAUUUCAAAUCCUCCCAUUUUGUUGGUCUGUUCCUUACAUGCUAGUUUAGAGAUCUUUAAGCAAGCGACUAUGAAAGCAUUGAGGAGAAAAUCUGUUUUGCUAACUGGUUAUCUGGAAUACAUGAUCAAGCAUUACUGUAACAAAGAUAAAGCAGAUACCAAGAGACCAUUUGUGAACAUAAUUACUCCAUCCUGCAUAGAGGAUCGUGGCUGCCAGCUAACACUAACCUUUUCUAUUCCAAUAAAAUAUGUAUUCCAAGAACUAGAAAAACGAGGAGUGGUUUGUGACAAACGGGAUCCAGAUGGCAUCCGAGUGGCUCCAGUUCCUCUCUACAACUCUUUUCAUGAUGUUUAUAAGUUUAUCAAUCUACUUGCUUCUGCGCUUGACUCUGCAGAAACCAAAAAUACCAGUGUUCUCUAG